AUGUCAAACAGUAAAUCGCCGUUGAGAAUCUUUGAAGGACAUCAAAAUUUCAGGUUAAGGAUUGUACUGGCGACGCUCUCUGGUAUCCCCAUCAAGCUUGAAAAAAUACGUUCGAAUGACUUGAACCCAGGUCUAAAGGACUAUGAGGUUUCGUUUUUAAGGUUGAUAGAGACUGUCACUAACGGUUCAACCAUUGAGAUUUCGUAUACCGGUACCACUCUGAUUUAUAGACCAGGGAUCAUAUACGGUGGGUCGUACACUCACCAAUGCCCAAACUCCAAGCCGGUCGGAUAUUUCAUCGAGCCCAUGCUGUACCUAGCUCCAUUCUCAAAGAAAAAAUUCUCUCUACUGUUCAAAGGUAUCACAGCGUCGCAUAAAGAUGCAGGUAUAGACGUGCUCAAAUGGGGAAUGUUGCCCGUUCUUGAGAAGUUCGGUGUCAGGGAAUGUGCACUACACACUUUGAAGAGGGGUUCCCCACCACUCGGCGGCGGUGAAGUACAUUUGGUUGUUGACUCCCUGAUUGCGCAGCCGAUAACCAUGCAUGAAUUGGAGACACCCAUAAUAAGUUCCAUCCGUGGCGUUGCCUACUCAACCAGGGUAAGUCCGUCACUGGUCAACAGAAUGAUCGACGGCGCUCAAAAAGUGCUAAAGGAUGUUGGAUGUACGGUCAACAUCACGGCAGAUGUUUGGAGAGGCGAAAACUCCGGUAAGAGUCCCGGGUGGGGGAUCACCCUCUUAGCAGAGAUGAAAAAAAACUGGUGUCUGUUCAGCGAAUGCAUCGGUGACGCGGGUGAUGUUCCAGAAGACAUCGGUGCUAAGGCAGCGUAUCACUUGCUAGAAGAAAUCUCAAGGAGUACUGCUAUUGGGAGAGGUCAGUUGCCUCUAGCGAUAGUAUUCAUGGUUAUUGGGAAGGAGGACAUCGGUAGACUCAGAAUAAAUAAAAACCAAAUCGACGAGAAUUUUAUUCAUCUGUUGAGGGACAUCAAGAAGAUUUUUGGGACUGAAGUAUACUUGAAACCAGUGAACGACCCAGAGUCCGAUGAUUUUAUUGCCACCGUGAAGGGGGUUGGUUUCACAAAUGCUAACAAAAAAAUUGCAUAG
Huiozyma naganishii CBS 8797 is the source of this 1101-nucleotide messenger RNA. RefSeq names its product rRNA-processing endoribonuclease (gene RCL1). The record is from RefSeq and is a predicted model, not a curated record. Gene Ontology annotation, cellular component: nucleolus. Gene Ontology annotation, molecular function: RNA endonuclease activity. Gene Ontology annotation, biological process: ribosome biogenesis; endonucleolytic cleavage of tricistronic rRNA transcript (SSU-rRNA, 5.8S rRNA, LSU-rRNA). NCBI's taxonomy places the organism in Eukaryota, Fungi, Ascomycota, Saccharomycetes, Saccharomycetales, Saccharomycetaceae. Bases 1 to 1101 code for a protein of 366 amino acids. The transcript has a single exon.